GUGUUUUGGUAACUAAGGAAACUUGUGAGCGGUUGGAUGACAUAAAGGCGGAGAGACGUUGAAGAAUUUCGUCAAGACCGAUGGCUUUCUCCGUUCCUGGUUCCAUUCGGUUGCGAAGGGUGGCCGACCAGCUGGCCCGGCAGCGGGAUCAGGAGGCUCGGUGGCGCCAGCAGUGGGCUUCGCACGCUCGGUACUUCAAGGAGCAGAGCAUCAACAUCCAGAGGCAGGCGGCGUGGAGCUCCCGUCAAUCCUUCCAGCGAAGUAUGUCAGCAUACCAUAGAGAGAGACUGAAGGAGGAAAAGAAAGUCAGACUGGAGGACCGCAGAAGGCGGCUCAGGGCCAUGCUUCAAGAGGAGCAGGACCAACUGGAGGCAGAACUGCGAGCUUUAGUCCCUGACGAAAUCCAAGUGGUGAGUAAGAGGGUGGACAAAGCUGAAGAACUUCGUAAAGCCAGAGAGGAAAGAAGGAAAAAGGUUGCGGAGGAACUCCUGAAAGCGCACUGGAAGAAAAACAACCAUACCCUGCGUGAGGUUGAGUCAGAAUUGCAUAAAGAUCAUGUUGUCAGCCAAUGGGAGGGCCAGAUAUCUGAGAAGAAACAGAACGAAGUGAAGGAGCAGGAGGAGAAGAUGCGCUUUGAAAAUGAGUAUGAGAGGAGUCGAAAAGAAGCUCUGGAGAGGAUAAGACAAGCAGAGGAGAGGAAGAGAGAAGAGGAUCGGAAGAGUGCAGAAGAGCUUCGUAAACAGAUGGAAGAACUGAAAAUGAGGGAGGAGGAGGCCACUCGUCUGAAGAAAGAGCAGGAGGCGCUGCUGGUCAAGCAGUGGGAGCUGGAGAAGAUGGAGGAGGAAAGAAAGAAGACAGAGGAAAUGCAAAAGAAACAUGAAAUUGGACAUUUUCUGAUUCGUCAGUACCGCACUCAGAUGAAGAGGAGAGCCCAACAAAUCCAAGAGGAACUGGAGGUCGACCGUAAGAUUCUGGCAGCCUUGCUGGAAGAAGAGAAGGAGGAACAAAGGCUGCAGACGGCGAGAAGGGAAAUGGCGGUUGCCGACGCUGCCUGGAUGAAACUUGUGAUAGAAGAGCAGCUUGAGCUGGAGCGCCAGAGGGAGGCCGACUUUGACGUCCUGCACAGAGAACAAGCUCAGCGUGUUUGGGAGAAACGCGAGGUCCAAUGGGAGAAGGAGAAGAAGGCCAGAGAACGACUCAUGCGUGAGGUGCUUGUGGGGAGGCAGCAGCAACUGGAGUUCAAAAUGCUGAAGAACCGCAAAGCUCAAGAGGAAUCUCUGAAGAAGCGAGAGGAGCUGAUCCAGGUACUGGAGCAGGAGGAGAAGCUCAGACGUUUGGAAAAAGAGGCUGAAGACAACCGGAGGACAGCCAGGAUGCAGGAGCUGAACACUCAGGUGGAGCAGAAAGAACAAGAGCAGUGGGAGGAGCAGUGGAGGAAACUGCAGAAGGAGGAGGAGGAAAAGAAGGCUAUUGAAAUUGAAGAGGAAGACCUUAAGGCUGAGAUGCAGAGGAUGGCUGAGAAAGGUUACCAAGAAAAGAUUUACAGCAAACCUCGAUCAGCCUGGACGUAGCCAGCAUAGAUAGCCAAACUCAUGCACAGUGUUAGGGAUAGGGAGUUAGUUAGGUUAAAUGUUAUAUAGAACCUUAUGUCCAUGAUCAACUGCGUGAUCAAUGAAGGUGUCAUCUCUCUUUCCUCAUUGAUGUUUAAUAGACAGGGGAAAAAUUAAAAGUAAAUCAAAAGCUCUGUAGAUGAAUCUACGUUUCUUUAUAGUGCAACUCCUUUUCUAAUGACCCUCCUUUGUGAUUCUUCAAUUCAGCACAAAACAGUAAAACAAAGAAUUCACAUCUAAUCAGACAAUCCCCUACUAAACCUAUGUUUUGUCAGCACUUUUUGGACUUUUAGUUUCUUACUCAAGUUAAGGACCAUCCAAAUGGUCACCAAGAAGAGGAUGGACGAUUCCAGAUUCAACUCUAAAUCUGUUUAAAGAUGCGUGUAGGUAUUUGAAAUAAUGGAAAUCUCUCUCUUAGUGCCUUUUGAUGGAGAACAUAUUGAGUGGCUCGUGUAUUGUGCCAUCAUAAUGUUCAUGUGUUGUUGUUUUUGAAGGAUUGAUUGUUGUUUUGCACUUUGAGUUGUUCUAGUAGAGUGGCGGAUUUUGUACUCUGUUUUAUAGACUUUUUUUUAAAUAAAAGAAAUGUAGUCAAACAAGUGGUACAUUUGUCUAUUGAAGUAAUAAAACAUGAAGCUAAAAA
This is a messenger RNA of Xiphophorus maculatus (southern platyfish), 2250 nucleotides long. RefSeq names its product trichoplein keratin filament binding (gene tchp). The transcript is spliced from 13 exons. Bases 81 to 1571 code for a protein of 496 amino acids. Gene Ontology annotation, cellular component: keratin filament. The record is from RefSeq and is a predicted model, not a curated record. Lineage: Eukaryota; Metazoa; Chordata; Actinopteri; Cyprinodontiformes; Poeciliidae. Gene Ontology annotation, biological process: apoptotic process.